Seriola aureovittata is the source of this 4337-nucleotide messenger RNA. It is a transcript of the gene col8a1a, whose product is annotated as collagen, type VIII, alpha 1a. Gene Ontology annotation, molecular function: protein binding. The record is from RefSeq and is a predicted model, not a curated record. The coding region runs from base 132 to 2363 and encodes 743 amino acids. NCBI's taxonomy places the organism in Eukaryota, Metazoa, Chordata, Actinopteri, Carangiformes, Carangidae. The transcript is spliced from 3 exons.
CCAAGCUAACCCUGAUGACAUCACCAUUGUGACUCUCUUCAGGCUAAUGUUUCAACCAGACUAAGAGAAGCGUCAACAUCUCCAACAACUGCCUGCUUAGGGUGGCUCCAUCAUCUUGUCAGGCCUUGGCCAUGCCUCCCCUCCCUGCCCCCCUCUUUCUGACACUGCUACAAUUUGUAGUACUUACUUGUGUGAGUGGUGGGGCAUACUACGCACACAAGCAACACCCUCAGCAAUACCAGCCAGUACAACAAUUCCAACACAUGGGGAUGGGCAAAGAUGGCUUUACCCAGCAACAGUACCAUGGCAAAGAAGUGCCCUAUAUGCAGUAUCCCCAUUAUAGAAAGGAGCUACCCCAGAUGCCCAUGCACAAGGGCAAAGAAAAUGCUCGUAAAGGGGCCGGAUAUAAUGGUGGUCAAGACAAAGGUCAGACAAUCCCCAGUGGAGCUGAGGGAAUUCCUCAAGGGGAACCAGGCCCAGCUGGGCCACCUGGACCAGAGGGACCUCCAGGACCUCCUGGACCUCCAGGAAAUGGACAGCCAGGACCCAUGGGACGACCUGGACCUCCUGGUCCACCGGGAGUGCCUGCUGUGGGGAAACCAGGUUUGCCAGGACUGCCAGGCGAGGCAGGAGGAAAUGGUGAGGCAGGGCCACAAGGAAAAAUGGGCCCAAGGGGUGAGGAAGGGCCAUCUGGACAGCCAGGACCUCAAGGUCCCCCAGGACCACCUGGGCUACCAGGAAUAGGUAAACCAGGGGUGCAGGGUUUACCAGGCCAACCAGGGCCAAAAGGAGAGCCAGGUCACAAAGGUCUGCCGGGACUACCAGGAUUACCAGGACCCAAAGGAGAUAAAGGGAUGGGUCAGCCAGGACAACCUGGUCACAAAGGGCUCCCAGGGCCCCCAGGACCAGCUGGUCCAAGAGGACUGCCUGGUUUUGGAAAACCUGGAUUGAAUGGGGCACCAGGCCCACAUGGGCCACCAGGAGAGAAAGGUCAUCCUGGAGAGCAAGGGCCAGCUGGGGCACCUGGUGAAGGAGGACAGCCUGGUCCACCAGGACUACCUGGUCAAGGAAAGCCAGGUCAAAACGGUCUGCCAGGACAGCCAGGCAUGCCAGGUGCAAAAGGUCAUCCAGGACCACCAGGUUUGCCAGGAAAGCCAGGACUGCCUGGAUUUGGUAAACCAGGACUCCCAGGACCAAAGGGUGAUAAAGGUAUGGGUGGGCCACCUGGACCUCCAGGACCAAAAGGAGAUAAGGGCCAUGGAGGACUUCCUGGUAUGCUUGGACCCCCUGGACCAAAUGGUACACCAGGUCCUCCAGGGCCUAUGGGAGCCCCAGGAGGUUUAGGUGCACCUGGCCCCAAAGGAGACUGUGGAGAAGGAGGGCCUAAAGGGCUUGAUGGAGCCAAGGGUGAUGCAGGUCCUCCUGGGAUACCUGGUAAGGAUGGUCUGCCUGGAGACCGUGGAGAGCCAGGGCCAAGAGGUCCUCCAGGACCAAGUGGUGCCAAAGGAGAUGGUGGGCAUAAAGGUCUACCUGGUACCCCUGGUCCUCCAGGACUUCCAGGGCCAAAAGGACAAGGUGGAUUGCCUGGUAAUGUUGGACCUCAAGGUCCUAAAGGAAUUCCAGGAAUGGAUGGCACAGCAGGACCAUUUGGGCCUCCUGGUCUUCCUGGGCCAAAAGGAGAUAGUGGUCCACCUGGUCUGCCAGGUAUUACAGGUGAGGGCAAUCCUGGUCUUCCUGGUCCUAUAGGACCACCAGGAAAAGAGGGCGUAUCAGGACCCCCAGGGCAAGCAGGUCAGCCUGGACCACCUGGCCAACCUGGCCCACCUGGAUCACCCGGUCUGUCUCCUGAUAUGGCUGGAGUACUCUCUGAAAUGGGUCCUGGACUAGAUGGUAUUAAGGCUGGUAGUUAUGGUAAGAAGGGCAAGUAUGGAGGCAAUGAUGCAGAAGUAAUGGGUGCCAAUGGAUUGGAAAUGCCAGCAUUCACAGCUGUAGCAACAACUCCCUUUCCACCUGUGGGCACUCCAGUUGUCUUUGACAAGCUCUUGUACAACGGUCGCCAAAACUACAACCCCCAGACAGGAAUUUUUACCUGUGACAUGCCUGGAAUUUAUUACUUUGCCUACCACAUCCACUGCAAAGGAGCUAAUGUUUGGGUGGGUUUGAUGAGGAACAAUGAGCCAGUGAUGUAUACAUAUGAUGAAUACAAAAAGGGUUUUCUAGACCAAGCGUCAGGGAGUGCGGUAUUACCUCUACAACCUGGAGACACUGUGUACCUUCAGCUGCCCUCAGAUCAAGCCUCAGGACUUUAUGCUGGGCAGUACGUGCACUCCUCCUUUUCCGGGUACUUGUUGUAUCCAAUGUAAAACCACAAACUGCAGGGAGAGAGAGGCUUCAGUGAGAACAAAAUGGGAGCAUAUUUUUGUAUAAUAUAAAAUAUGAUCAUAAGUUACCUUAGACUGAGCAGUCUUUUUUAAUGGAAAGUCAAUCAGUCAUCACCAGAGAAGAGAGGACAAGAUAAAAUAUUUCAAGGAAAAUAUCAAGUAUGACGGUCUGUAUGUACAGCAGUUUUUAUACUGUAAACCCUUAUAGCUGUUUAAUUGGGAGAGUAAAGAUUUAUUAUUUUACAGCAUGGAGAAAAAGACAUUCAAAGAACACCUAAAGAUAGCUCCAGAUGUAUUUUCAUACAUAAGAGUGAAAAAAACUUAAGAGUUUAAUUUGUUAUCAGGUGCAAACACAUGAAGGGAAUGUGUGAAGUGUAUACAAAAGAAGAUAAAAAAUAAACCAUACAAUUCUAGUUAGGCUGUUGCAACAGUGUCAAACGUUGUCCCUGGACCUCUUCAAAACUGGCAGCUACCCCAUGUGCUAAGAAUGUGAAAUACGGUAGAAAACAUCAAGACAUUCUGGUAGGAAAUUUUUAUUUUUGCAUGCAUACCUUUGUAUAAAUAUAGUCUAUAUCUCUCAAUUGAUAACAGCAAAUAUGUAAAAUGACAAGAGAGAAUGACAAUGCAGAUCAUUAACAGGUCUACAUGGCAGCAGUUUGUAUGUGUUUGUGAGGUAAACACAUUUCUGGUUCUGUGACCUGCAAAUGACUGAGUUUUGGAGAAAGGUUAAUUGUAUACACUCUAAUUCAGAUUUUUAAAGGAUCCAUCUUCCAAGCUCCCCAUUGGAUUACCAAAAAAAAUUAAACUUACAAAAUAUGGGUGGGAGCAACCUAAAUAGCUUUCACUUAAGGUGUGUUACAUACAACAGGGGCAACUGUUAUUGGUGAUUCACUAAUAAUGGUAAUUAAUGUGCUCACUUGAGGGAGCACAGAAAAAAUAAGAUCAAAAUUAAGUAAUCACACAUGAAAUGUUACCAAAGCAAGUGUGUUGCUGACUGACAAUUGCUCCCAUGAGUGAGAAUCAAAGAGUAAGAAUGUAUUAUUCAUUUUAUGUUUUAAUGUUUGCAUAUAGGUUUAUGGGUGUAGUGCUGUAUAGAAACUUUUAUGCUAAAACUCAAUGGUCAAACAAACACACUAUUAUCCCCUGAACUAUGAAAACCACUCCUUUCACUAAAUUUAACACCACAAUAUACAGUUAAUACAAUACAUUACAGCAUUUCUGUGUCACUAACCAAGCCGUAGUAUUAUACAGGUGUAGGUGACAGAUGCUGAUCUGUGAACAUGAACAAUUGUACAAUUAUUACUACAAUGAAAUGUUAUGUACAGUGACUCUGCAUUUGAUUAGCUUCUUUUCAAAGCAACUUGUCACCUGGCUGAUGUAAUUUAAGAUUCAACUGUUAAUAUUCUGUAACUUGUUUGUAAACGUUGAUUUCAAAUUAGAAAAACAUCAUACAUAAUCAUUUUGUAGUUGUAAUGGCAGUGUAAUACUGUAAGGAAGUGUCAUAUGUGAAGGAUUAUACUUUUGAAAUUAAACUCUUAAACAGUGGGACUUGGUAUUUAACUAGUUCCUCUUGUAUGAUUUGUUUAGAGGUGAGAUAACUAAAUUAGGUUCCAUAGUAUCCAUUGUGCACUUCAUUCAGUAUGUCUUGCUGCCAGGUUUGUGGAGAACACAUAUAAAAUUGCCUUACAAUGAAUAGACUCAAAGAAGGUGUUCAAUGUUUCAGCAAUUCUUAAUAACAAUUAUGUCAAUAAUUUAUUAUUUUAUCUGCUGAUCACUUACAUGCUUUGAAAUGAACAUCAAGCACACAUAGUUUUAAAGGAAAAACAAAUAUUUCUCUAUUUAACCGUGGUGCUAAUAUUUUCAGUGUAACCAAUGAAUUUAUGUCUUAAUGUUUCAUGUUUGUUAUUAUUGUCUAUGUUGUUUUUUCUAAAUAAAAAUUGUUUAAUUAAAAAGAAA